UCUAGACCAAAACCGUACUUCAUUGUUUACGUGAUAUUCAUAUUUAUAUAUCUGUGAGUGUUACACGUCGUGUUUGGCAUUAUACGCUAUUCUGAAUAAAAAAAAAAAUAGUUUAAAUUUGUACACUGUACCACAAAAUAUUAAUUGUCAAAAUAUAAUUUCGAUUACAGUACAAAAUAAAAAAAAAAAUGAAUUCAAUAAUCGUACCCGACAGUUUACCGGAGAUAUUAAAAAAAUAUGUGAAAGCUGCGAUCCGAUCUCAGCCUGAAGACAUUGUAAGUUGGUCUGCGGAGUAUUUCAAAAGCACAGAUAAUCAAUACAUUUUAUCGGGUACAGAAAAUAGUAUUAACACUAAACAAAAACAAGAUCGAACUCUAUUCAGAAUAUUAGCUUUUCAAUUAGGUACCACUAUAGGCACUAAAGAAAGAAUAGAAGAAGUUUGGUCGGACUUAUCGCUCGAUUUCAAUCUAUUAGAACAAAUUUAUACAAUUGGGAAUUUUCGUGCUGAACAUGUGGACAUGGUAGAAUUUUUGGGUAUAACUUUUGGACAUUGGACAAAAUCACUAAAAGAAACCAUGUUGUUGUGUUGCGAAGCGUUCUGCAAGUGUUUAGCCGCUGACGGUUAUUUCAUGCACGUGGACGUCGCUUGCAAGCUCUAUGGGUACCUCGCGAAAUUGGAUUGUUCACUUCCUGGUGACGAUUUCACAGGCGGUGGCAAACCUGCGGUAGUCCAAACCAGCAAGUCUUUGGACGUGUCUCCAGCGCCGCCUACCGAAAGUGACAUUUUGAAGCAAAGCGACGUUAGUGUGUCACUCGAAUCGAUUUUGUCUCGUCGUCUAGCAGCAACAGCCGCUCGCGGUAAACCGAAGACCGGAUACCACGUACUGGGUAUCGGGCCUACCGCGUCUGACGGUCAGGUGCAAAAGGUGUUCGUAUAUUUCAGAAAAUGCGCUGCUGACAACGGCGGUUACGUGUACGAUUUCGACAUCGAAAGCGAUCGUUGCCCUCAGUUGGACGCUAUUAAUAAUAAUUAAACCACGACCCAAGUGUCGUAAUUACUGUACAUUUAGUAGUUUCGUUCCGUAACGUCAUUAUACUUAGCGGAUAACCCGCUACCCGCGCAUGUCAUCGACCCUGUAGUGUGGGUUCGGAUUCAAAUAUAAUCGCGACCGUCGCGCGGGUGCGCAUCUAUUUAGCACUUACGCCGCCGUAGCAAUACUAUGCCAAUACUACGCAACACGCAUUGUGUUAGGUAUAUAAAAUAAACAAUUGCCUAAAUAGUAAAUUGUAUAUAAAUAAGUCAAAUAAGAUAUAAAAAUUUAAACGAACUAAAAAUAAACCAUAAGGCUUCGAGACUUAAAUUACAAAAAUGAUUAGGUACCUACUCGUUCAUAAUAGGAAUAUUAGCUUAAAACGUAGUAUGUGAAUAUUGUAAAUUAAAUAUAUCAUAUUCGUAAUAGAUAAGAUUUUAAUUUUGACUUAAGUCGAUUAACAUUUGAUUCAUUGAAAAUUAUGCAAUUGUUGAUCCAAAAUAUUUAAACCCUUUUUCACUCCCGCCGCCACGGCACGGCGUCCGUAAAAUCGCAGUUAGCCAGUUAACAUAAAUAAUAUUACACAAUACUUUCAAUAGAAAUCUCAUCGAAUAAUAAACCAAGUAAAUAAAUAUCUUAUGAAUACGCUUGCAAAAUGUCGAAGACAAAAUCUGCAAUGCAUUUGUUAGAUAUCUGAAGUUGAACUAAACAGAACAAAUAAAAAAGAUCAAAAAAGAGCUAAAAGAUAUUUUUGCACAAUAACGGCAGGAUGUCCACUAGAUAGUAUAACGAUACAACUUCAAAGUUAACCACCAUAUGGCCUUGGACACCGAAGUCAAGUACGAUCACAUGAAUACCGACACCAGAAGGCAGUGCAUGAGUUCCGGGAAUGUCAUCAAAGUACAUAUUUCGGUAGUGGGUUUAAAUCGGUUACGGAGCAAUUUGGACGUUUAUUGAGAUGAAUUCGUGGGUAUACCGUGACAGAUAUAAAUAUUAUGUUCAAGUCGAAAUUAAUAGUGCCAGUUGCAUGUAAGAAAGAGCGAAAACUGUCAGAGAAUAAGUCAUGUGUGUUUCGAGACUUGCAGUUAGGAUUGAAGACGAAACUGCUAAUAAUAAUUCUCAUAGUCACGCGCGCAAACCAUCAUUCAACUUACACGUCAUCUAACGACAUGUUUACGUCGGAGUCUCGGAGACUAUUUCGAUCUGUUUACAGGCAAGACUGAUUGGGCACUGAGUCAGACUUGUCUGAUUUACAUCGCAUGGGAAACGAAAGAGAAAUAUUUAGGUAUCACCGACAGCUUGCAUACUAAAAUCAGCACCACUUCGAGUGCAGAUUGCGUCCUACUAACAUCUUGUUGAUCUGGAAGAACGGCGAGGCCGCGAUGGACAACAAAAUUGAAUCGCUGAAAGUCAACCACCUCUUCCAACACUGACGUCAUCGCCGUAAAUAACGAGAUCAGCGACGACGACUGGCAAGCUCUGUCGAUUACAUUAAACGGUUCACGGUAGCCGCUGUCUCACCAUAUUAUACUCGUGAGCAGUGGCGUAUACUGGGGGUCACACGGGGUCGCACUUGCAACUCCUGAAAAUAUUAAAGGGUCGCAAGAGUAUCCUUUUGCGACCCCAAAAAAUCACGAUUUCAGUUUUCAAAAAAUUGAAAUAUCAAUAUAAUAAUAAAUUAACUAAUUUAUAUUUUGAGAACCAAUGUUUAACUUUGUUUUGAAGCACUGGAAUUAUUAUUAUAUUAUAUCCUUUCCACAUUUAUUUAUAGUUUUGUUAUUAAUCAUUUUCUAUUAUUAUACCAAUAUGUAUAUUUAUUGCGAUCGGUCGACUCGAGUCUCAAUGGUAGCUGAUAAUAAUUACAGAUUAUUUUUAACUCAAUUAAGUUAACAUCCGUCAAUAAGAAAAAGUUAAAAGUUAAUAAAAUUUUUGGUUAACUCAGUUAAGUAUUUUUUUUU
Molecule: messenger RNA, 2989 nt
Organism: Rhopalosiphum maidis (corn leaf aphid)
Lineage: Eukaryota; Metazoa; Arthropoda; Insecta; Hemiptera; Aphididae
Product: ropporin-1-like
Exons: 4
Coding region: 189-1034 (281 amino acids)
Source: RefSeq, a predicted model, not a curated record